CCCCUCCCCUUCCUUCUGGCUUGUCUUCUUCCUCCCCUUUCGCGGUCCGGGCAGGUUGGGGGGGUCGGGAACGCCUCCCGCGCGAGCCCCGCCCCGCCCCGCCCCGCCCUCCUCCCCGCCUCGCCCCGCCUCCGGCCCACUGGGCCAGGAAGGGCGGAAGGAACCGCCGGGGGCCAUGGACGGGGCCGUGAUGGAAGGGCCGCUGUUUUUGCAGAGCCAGCGUUUCGGUACCAAGAGGUGGAGGAAGACCUGGGCGGUGCUCUACCCGGCCAGCCCCCACGGUGUCGCGCGGCUCGAGUUCUUUGACCACAAGGGGUCGAGCUCUGGAGGGGGCCGAGGGAGCUCGCGCCGCCUGGACUGCAAGGUGAUCCGUCUGGCUGAGUGUGUGAGCGUGGCCCCCGUGGCCGUGGAGAGCCCCCCUGAGCCUGGCGCCGCAGCUUUCCGCCUGGACACCGCACAGCGUUCCCACCUGCUGGCGGCCGACGCGCCGUCCAGCGCCGCCUGGGUGCAAACGCUGUGCCGAAACGCCUUUCCGAAAGGCAGCUGGGCCCUGGCGCCUGCCGAGAACCCACCCAAGGUUUCUGCCCUGGAGAUGCUGGAGAAUUCACUGUAUAGCCCCGCCUGGGAAGGAUCCCAGUUCUGGGUAACCGUGCAAAGGACUGAAGCCGCUGAGCGUUGUGGCCUGCAUGGCUCCUAUAUGCUGAGAGUGGAGGCUGAGAGGCUGACUCUCCUGGGCGUGGGGGCCCAGAGUCAGAUACAGGAACCACUCCUUUCCUGGCCUUACACUCUGUUGCGUCGCUAUGGCCGAGACAAGGUCAUGUUCUCUUUUGAGGCUGGCCGCCGCUGCCCCUCUGGCCCUGGAACCUUCACCUUCCAGACGGCACAGGGAAAUGACAUCUUUCAGGCAGUUGAGACUGCUAUCCACCGACAGAAGGCCCAGGGGAAGGCCAGCCAGGGGCAGGAUGUCCCCAGAGCUGAUUCCCAUGACGGAGAAAUGGCAGAAGGGAAGGUGGCUCUCCCCCGGGGCCCCCAGGAGCUCGCGGGCAGCCCUCCAGCCCUGUAUGCUGAACCCUUAGACUCCCUGCGCGUUCUUCCAGGCCCUUCCCAAGAUUCCCUAUACUCAGACCCCCUGGACAGCACCCCUGCUCAGGCGGGGGAGGGGUUACAGUCACAGUUAAAGAAACCUCUCUAUUGGGACUUGUGUGAGCAUGUGCAGCAGCAGCUGAUAAAGGCCAAGUUGACAGACCCCAAAGAAGACCCCAUCUAUGAUGAACCUGAGGGCCUGGCCCCAGCUGCUCUCCGGGGCCUUUAUGAUCUGCCUCAGGAGCCCAAGGAUGCCUGGUGGUGCCAGGCUCGGGUGAAGGAGGAGGGCUAUGAGCUCCCCUACAACCCUGCUACUGAUGACUACGCCGUGCCACCCCCGCGGAGCACAAAGCCUUUCCCAGCUCCCAAGCCCCAGGGCCUGGCCUUCUCGGAAUCCGGUGCUGCGGCUGGCAGCGGCAGCAAGGGCCAUAGCUCGGACGCUGCCCUGUACAGCCAGGUCCAGAAGAGUGGGGCCUCGGGUAGCUGGGACUGCGGGCUCUCUGGGGCAGGGGCUGACGGGACUGGGGCCAAGUCAGAGGGCUCCACCUGAGAAGAAGGGCAAGGCUGGGGUUGCUGAUAGGAGGACCACGGGGAGGCGGCACUGGGGAGCAAAGAAACCUGUUAGAACCAGCAGGAACCAGAGGGGUCUGCGUGUAGAGACCAGGGUACACGGGGAGUCAAGGGAAGGAUGAUCUGUCCCAAGAGGUCAUGGAAGUGGGACAGUUGGCAGGGGCUCAGGGGUUGGAUCUGGGGGAGGCCAGCGCCUCUAAGUCAUCCCCACCAAAGGAAGGGCUAGCUGCUGGAGCAGUGCUAUAGAAAGGGGUGUUUGGUCAGACUAGGUACAGUGUGAGGGGCCUGUAUGGAGGCUAUAGGGAGGCACUGGGCUGUGUCUUGAUCCUUCCCCCUGCGUUGUUCUUUGCCAGAGAGAGAGAUUUUUUUAAAGUUGUAUCCUCAUUAAAGUCAGUUUGGGUUUAA
Molecule: messenger RNA, 2058 nt
Organism: Mesoplodon densirostris (Blainville's beaked whale)
Lineage: Eukaryota; Metazoa; Chordata; Mammalia; Artiodactyla; Ziphiidae
Gene: DOK1
Product: docking protein 1
Exons: 5
Coding region: 176-1633 (485 amino acids)
Biological process (GO): positive regulation of MAPK cascade; cell surface receptor protein tyrosine kinase signaling pathway
Cellular component (GO): cytoplasm
Source: RefSeq, a predicted model, not a curated record